Molecule: messenger RNA, 2652 nt
Organism: Gracilinanus agilis (Agile Gracile Mouse Opossum)
Lineage: Eukaryota; Metazoa; Chordata; Mammalia; Didelphimorphia; Didelphidae
Gene: MOCS1
Product: molybdenum cofactor synthesis 1
Exons: 11
Coding region: 227-1879 (550 amino acids)
Biological process (GO): Mo-molybdopterin cofactor biosynthetic process
Molecular function (GO): cyclic pyranopterin monophosphate synthase activity; 4 iron, 4 sulfur cluster binding; GTP 3',8'-cyclase activity
Source: RefSeq, a predicted model, not a curated record
GAGGGCUGCCGGUAGGGGCUGCAGCUCAAGGGCCCCUGUGACGCUGCCUCGGAAUGGGGAGCCGGUUCUGCAAGCAUCCCAGGAGCUGUCCCCAGCCAGGCGGAGGGAGUUUCUACGAGAUCAUGCUGCCCCCUUUUCGGCUUUCCUCACUGACAGCUUUGGCAGAAGACACAACUACCUGCGCAUUUCCCUCACUGAGAAAUGUAACCUUCGGUGUCAGUACUGUAUGCCUGAGGAGGGCGUCCCACUGACUCCCAAGGCGGACCUGUUGACCACGAGGGAGAUCCUGACCCUUUCCCGGCUCUUUGUGAAGGAAGGGGUGGACAAGAUCCGGCUCACAGGUGGGGAGCCUCUCAUCCGACCUGAUGUACUGGACAUUGUGGCUCAGCUUCAGCAGCUGGAUGGCCUGAAGACUAUUGCCAUCACCACCAAUGGGAUCAACCUUGCCCGGCUGCUACCUCGGCUCCAGGGAGCCGGGCUCAAUGCUCUCAACAUCAGCCUAGAUACCCUAGUGCCAGCAAAGUUUGAGUUCAUCGCCCGUAGAAAAGGCUUCCACAAAGUUAUGGAAGGCAUCCAUAAGGCCAUUGAGUUGGGCUAUGAUCCUGUCAAGGUGAACUGCGUGGUGAUGCGUGGCCUAAAUGAAGAUGAGCUGCUGGAUUUUGUGGCCCUCAGUGAGGGCCUCCCCCUGGAUGUUCGCUUCAUAGAAUACAUGCCCUUUGAUGGUAACAAAUGGAACUUCAAGAAAAUGGUCAGUUAUAAAGAAAUGCUGGACACGAUCCAACAACGUUGGCCAGAGCUGGAGAAGCUACCAGAGGAAGCCUCUAGCACAGCUAAGGCCUUCAGGAUCCCUGGUUUCCGAGGCCAGAUCAGCUUCAUCACAUCCAUGUCUGAGCAUUUCUGUGGGAGCUGCAACCGCUUGCGCAUCACAGCUGAUGGAAACCUCAAGGUCUGCCUCUUUGGGAAUUCAGAAGUGUCUCUACGGGAUUACCUUCGGGCUGGGGCGCCUGAAGAGGAGCUGCUGAGCAUCAUUGGAGCUGCUGUGGGCAGAAAGAAGAGGCAACAUGCAGGCAUGUUCAACAUUGCCCAGAUGAAGAACCGACCCAUGAUCCUCAUCGGGUGCUUUCCAGAGCUCCGGGAUGCUCCUCUGACCCCCUCCAGACGUCCCCCCUGGAAUUCUCUGCACAUGCAGGGCCUGAGGGCCAGAGAGGGUUUCUCUGGUCAGACGGGGGCCGUGCGGACAGGAUGGGGAUUCCCACCGGUCCUUCGUCCAAUCCAGCCACGGCUCGAGGCAGGCUCUCCCCGGAGAUUCUACAGCGCUCCCCCACAGGACCCCGACUCCAGCCCUAAGUGCCUUCACCCAGAGACACCAGCUCCGCCCGCUUCCCCCAGACGCUCUCCGCCCUCAGACCAGCUGACCCACGUGGACUCAGAAGGCCGAGCCUCCAUGGUGGAUGUGGGUGGAAAGCCAAGCACAGAGCGAGUGGCCGUGGCCUCGGCCGUGGUCCUCCUGGGGCCUAAGGCCUUCCACCUUGUUCGCCAGAACCAGCUACAGAAAGGUGACGCCUUGGCCGUGGCCCAGCUGGCUGGAAUCCAGGCAGCCAAACUGACCAGUCAGCUGAUCCCACUGUGCCAUCACGUGGCCCUGAGCCACACCGAGGUUCAGCUGGAUCUGGAUGCGGCCCGCCAUGCUGUAGUGAUCCAGGCAUCAUGUCGGGCGUGGGGCCCCACCGGCGUGGAGAUGGAGGCCCUGACUUCUGCGUCCGUAGCCGCCCUCACCCUCUACGACAUGUGCAAAGCCGUCAGCAGAGACAUUGUCCUCGGAGAGAUCAGGCUGCUUAGCAAAACGGGGGGCCAGCGGGGGGACUUCAAGCGAAGCUGAAAGUCCAAACCACCGCAGCCCCCACGCCGGCACCCCGAAGCCCCCUCCCUUCUGAGUCUCUCUCUGACUUUGUAUCGGCCUCCAGGAUGAGGAACGCCUUUGGAGGGGCAUUUCAUCUUUGGGUCACGGUGUCUUUUCACCACUCCCCGUCAUCCAGGACCAAACAUAGCCCAGCUGGGGAAGUAGCGUAAGAGGAGUCUAGACGAUCUAGCCCCAAAUGUUCAUUUUACAGAUAAAGAAACAGAGGCCCAGAGAGGAAGCGUCACGAGGCAGGCCAAAGCGGUAAAGAUGGCAGCAGGUCAGAAGCAGAAAUGGGCUUAGAACUCCCAUUUUAUAGCUGGGGAUAUUGAAACCCAAGAAUAAUGAUGAUAUUUUACAUUUGUAGAGCAUUCAACACUUGUCAAAAUACUUUUACAUCCAUGAUAUUAUUUGACUCUUGGAAUAAUGCUGUGAAGCCAGUAGAGGGGAACCAAAGGUCUGAAUCAUCUACAACUUAAGUUGGUGGUCCUGGAUAAGAGAGUGUAUGAAUAUCUCGGACCCCAAUCUACCCUCCUUUAGUCACCAUUUUUUCCACCAUAUUUGUUUUUGCCUUGCUUCAAGCCUUGGUGCCCUGCACUAGACUUUGGGACUCUCCCCAAUUGGUUGUUGCUCCCUUAUCUUCCCAGCUCCCACUCUGGUGGGCUGAAGGCCCCUUCCAUCCUGGGAGAGGACUUUGGUCCACUUUCUUUUCUCAGACAGGGAAGAAGGGAGGAGAGGUCCUAAGGAUUUGUGCA